GUUGGCGCGCGCGGAGCGGAGAGCUGUGCGAUGGGAGAGCGGGGCGAGAGGAAGACAAGCAGCGGGGAGACGCGGCCACCGAGCAGAGCUGAGAAAGCAUGAACAUUGCCAAACGGAUAGAAACAAUCAGAGCAUUGCGUUUCCGAAGGCCAGUGAAAAAGGGCAAGCAUGUGCAGCUCUGUGAGUCCUAAACAGCAUCCGUUUGGGCCAGGCCUCACUGACCUGCAGCAGUACAGUCUGUGGCUGGCCAGCAGACACGAAGCCAGCCUACUGCCGAUGAAGGAGGACCUGGCUCUCUGGCUUACCAGCAUGCUGGGUGUUGAAAUCACAGCAGAGAGUUUCAUGGACAGGUUAGAUAAUGGCUUCCUGUUGUGUCAGCUGGCUGAGACGCUGCAGGAGAAAUUUAGGCAGAACAGUGGAGAACUGCUGUCACCACCUGGCAAGCCAAUCCCUAAUCGGAGGAUCCCUUGUAGGGCAAGUGCCCCGUCUGGCUCUUUUUUUGCCCGAGACAACACAGCCAACUUCCUGUCAUGGUGUCGAGAGGUGGGCAUUGGGGAGACCUGCUUGUUUGAAUCUGAAGGACUGGUCUUGCACAAACAGCCACGUGAGGUCUGCCUGUGUCUGCUGGAACUGGGGAGGAUAGCGGCUAGGUAUAAAGUCGAACCACCUGGGUUAAUUAAACUGGAGAAUGAGAUUGAACAGGAAGAGAAAGCCCCUGAGCCUCCCUCCUCCCCCGUCUCUCCCGCUCAGGGCUCUUCCUUUAACAAAAGCUCCUCCUGCAGGAAAAGCACUGGCAAGCUCCUGGAUGAUGCCGUAAGGCACAUUUCUGAGGAUCCUCCCUGUAAGUGCCCUAAUAAGUUCUGUGUCGAGCGUCAGUCACAGGGUCGCUAUCGUGUUGGAGAGAAGAUACUCUUCAUUCGGAUGCUGCACAAUAAACACGUGAUGGUGCGAGUAGGUGGUGGCUGGGAGACUUUUGAGAGUUACCUGCUGAAGCAUGACCCCUGCCGUAUGCUGCAGAUUUCUAGAGUGGAAGGCAAAGUGUCCCCAAUCUCCAUCAAGUCCCCUAGCAUCAAGGACCUAACUCCGGACAGCUACCUGGUGGUGGCGGCCCACUACAGGAGUAAGAAGUAAUAAAGGUCAGUGACAGAUGAGGAAUAUGAGGAAUGAAAAUUAGACCUUGAAGUCAAGCUCAUUUCACUUAUGUAAGGCACUAACAUGUACAGUAAAGCUGUUAGCUGGCAUUAAUCCCCUCUAGCAUCCAUCAUGCGAGGCUUGAGCCGUUGGGAUCCGGUCAUUUUUAUUAUCCUGAUGCAAAAAUACAGGGUAAAAUAUGCCCUGGUCGAAGCCAAUGGCAAUCUCGAACUUUUAUUUCUGAGCUUUUUUUUUUUUGCAAAUUGUUAUCAGUACAUAGACUGCUUGUAUUAUUUUAGCUAAUUUAGCUCAUUUGACACUCUGUCUGAACAGUACAGCAGGGCUGAAACACAGACUGUUGGUUUUAGGGGAGAAGGACUGGAAAAAAACCACAAUAUUUUUAUUUGUAUAUUAUUUUUGGCAUCUCAGAAUGCAACUUGAUGAAUCAAAGAUGAUCACUUAUAGCCUGGAAUUGCAGUUGAUAUAUGUAGUGUAGAUUAUGAUGGGGGGUUUUUUCUACUUCUUUAACUUUCAUUAGCUGGGAUUUCUGCAUAACUUGCUUAAAGCUGACUGAUGUAUUUACAUUUUUUUUCCCUUGCAAAAUGACAUUGUUGUAACUUCUUAAUGUAUAUAUUUGCGGUAUUAUAUCAUACCUCAAAAUUAAAGCAAUGUUGUUUUCUUGAGAAUUUGUCCACUUUGUAGAAAAUUAUUUUUCAAAGCUUUUUAAACACACUUUUAGAUGAUGGCUUUUUGUAUUGUAAGAACAUACACUCUAAAAAAUAAAGGCGCUUCAGUGGUUCUUCAAAUCUCUGGAUGGUUCCAUAGAGAGUCAAAACUCUGUGAUGAGCCAUUACAUUAUGCAAAAGGUUCUUCACAUUGGAAAUGGUUCUUCAGAGCCUGGCAUUCUCUUACCAUUUGCUGGUCAAUGCACAUAGGCUAUGUUUACACAAAUCUGUCUUCACUGCUCAAACAAAUGGGUUAAAUGGUUCUUUAAAGAACUGUUGCAUGAACGGUUCUUUGAAGCCCUGAAAAAGGUUCUUCUAUGGCAUCGCCCUGAAGAACCGGUACUGGCCCCAUUAUUUUUUAGAGUGUAUUUAAUGUAAACGUAAUCACCUUUCCUCUAUGCAAGACCAAUCAAACAUGUGAGCUGUUGAUAGAAUUUGAUGUGUCUGGAGUAAAAUAAAUCAGCAAGCAUUUGUGUUUUUUUAUCCAUUAAAAUAAAGCAACUGAUGUUUGUAGAA
Neoarius graeffei (lesser salmon catfish) is the source of this 2372-nucleotide messenger RNA. RefSeq names its product growth arrest-specific protein 2 (gene gas2a). The transcript is spliced from 8 exons. Gene Ontology annotation, biological process: actin crosslink formation. Gene Ontology annotation, molecular function: actin filament binding; microtubule binding; cytoskeletal adaptor activity. The record is from RefSeq and is a predicted model, not a curated record. Lineage: Eukaryota; Metazoa; Chordata; Actinopteri; Siluriformes; Ariidae. Gene Ontology annotation, cellular component: actin filament. The coding region runs from base 169 to 1131 and encodes 320 amino acids.